Molecule: messenger RNA, 1552 nt
Organism: Meloidogyne enterolobii
Lineage: Eukaryota; Metazoa; Nematoda; Chromadorea; Rhabditida; Meloidogynidae
Source: the annotation of a GenBank genome assembly
UUUUUUUAUUGCCUCAGAUUAUUUAUUUAUUGAAUAUGGACAAGGAAUUGAAGGAGGUUAACGAACAAAUUUCUAAAUUAACGAAUGAAGUCGCUAAAGAUUUUGAGAUGAAAUAUCGUGAUUGUAUACCCGAUUUUCUGGUGCUAGCUGAUUGUCAGGACAAAAUCAAGAAAUCGAUUGAUUAUGGAGAUGAACAGCUUAAAUUAAUUGAAGAUCAAAUAUCUAUUGUUGAGAAGACUUUGGAUAUCUCAAAGAAUGAUUGUCCUGAUGCCAAGAAGAACAUUAUCGAAGAUUUUCUCAAAAGAUUGGCAACUCUUAGCGAAAUUGAGAAGUGUCUGACUGCUCUUUCUUUGCUUCCUGAUAGUUUGGAAGUUGAUGUUUUGGCAAAUGUUCGGAUGAUUUUGCGGCUGGAUGAACUCACAAAGGCAUUGGAAUCGGAGACAACAAAUAUGGAAGCUGUAAAUGAACGUAUUUUGCCUUUACUUUCCAUGGAAAUUCAAACAAGGAAGACGGAAAUAAUUCAUCAAUUGGACGAGUUUUUCAAAUCUUUUCUCAAAUUUGAAGACAAAAAUCGUGUUUUGCCAGCAACUAUGCUUAUGAGCAUUUAUUGUCCGAAAACAAAUGCUGCGAGUGAUAAUUUUUCUGCAAUGCUAUUAUUGAACACAUUUUCUGCACAUUUGGAUUCCUUUGUUGAUUCUGUUUGGGAACAAUUUUGUAUGAAAUUAAUUUAUUCUGAUGAGAAAAUAGACCAAAUCCUUAAAAUUACAAAAGACAAAUUUUUUGAACAUUCAAUGAAUUUUGAAGUGAAAAAAGAUGUUGUGACUACAAAGAAGCCUGAUCCUAAGAAUGUUUUUAGUUCACUUACAACAUUUUUUGAAAGUCUUUACCAAGCUUUGGGGAAAAUUCGUAUUGAAGGACGUCCAUUCACCGAAUUUUUUGGUGAUUGUAUUUGUGUUCGUUUAAUCUCUGCACUUGAAAAAGGCUGUCUAAAUCCAGCAAUUCCAUUCGAUAAGGAUAAGGCAACUAUUGUUUAUGGUGAACUUAAUACUCUUAUUACAGAGUUUCUCCAGUUUAUGAAGGACAAGGCUUUCUUUACUCCAUCAGCAGAUGUUUUGUUUGAAAAUUUCUUCAAUAGUUUUGAUAGAAUUACAAUUGAUCGGCGUUGUCAUCAUUAUAUAACUACAGCAAGAGAAUUAAUUAAGCAGCCUUAUGUUGAUUUAAUUGAGGUUUUUAUUUUUUAUGCUUGGGCUCUUUUUAAGUAUUUGGGAGUAAAUUAGGGAAACUAAUUGAACCUAUGACCUCUUGUGACCGAACCUGUAACCUUUCUCGCUUUGCUAUCGAAGUAGUGCCACUUAUUUAUUUUCUGUAUUAGGGAAAGUCGGGUUGAGAAUAAAACUGGGUCGAAUCCUCGGAUUGAGUUUCUCAGUGUUUCUUCUGAUCGGAUUUCGAAUAAAAUAAAGUCUUUGGUCGGUAACCCAUUCCUUGGCUCCUUGCUAGUUUGUUGAGUCUUCCCGUACUGGAUAGCUUGGACUGGCUUUUUUUAAUUAAAGAU